UUGGGGCGACCAAGUAGCAGGCGGAGCGCCGCCGUGCUCGCGCUCACCCCUACUAGUCCAAGGAGAGCGGGCGCCCAUGGACGGCCCCCGUUGGACGGAGGAGGUCGACGACCUGGUCGACGCCGGCAACGUCGAUGGCGCCAUCGCUCUCCUCGAGUCUGUCGUCUCCAACCUCUCCACCUCCGCCGCCGCUCCCUCGGCCGCCGGCCUCCGCCUCGCCACGGCGCUCGGGGACCUCGCGGGCCUGCACGCCUCCCGCGGCAACACUCUCCGCGUUGACGAGCUCCGCGCCCGCGCCAUCGUCCUCCGAUCCCGCGCCGCAGCCCCUGGGGCCCUAGGGGACCAGGAGUUGCCACAGAAAUGUAUAUCACAAGAGGGCGCGGUGGGUUCUAAGGACUCUGAAGUCUCAGCUAAUACUGAACAAAACAAUGACGAUGAAGAAGAUGAUUGGGAGGCUAUUGCAGAUAGCGGCGCACUUGAUGACACACUAGUGAGCUCCCUGGAUCAAGAAGCUAGGGUGCCUUCUUGUAGCUCUUCAGAGAAAAGUAGCACCCCAUCAGGACCCAAAAGGAGGGGGAGGGGUUCAUUUCUCUAUGAUAAGAGUGUUCUGUACAGUGACCAGUGUGGUUCAGAAAGGGACUUGGAUGACAAAGAGUCUAGUCCUCAUAGUGGAUCAAAAGGCCAUGUAGAUGAGCAGGAGAACAAUGCUGUUGCAGCUGCUAGACAGUUUGGGACAAGGCAUGUUCUUGUCCUAUAUGACUUUUUACCAAGCACGCGCACAACAGAUCUGGAAAGGAUUUUUGAGAAGUUUGGGGAUCAUGGAGUUGCCAUUCGCUGGGUUAAUGAUACUUCCGCACUUGCUGUUUUUCGGACUCCAUCAGCUGCUAGUGAGGCUCAGUCUUGCAUACCUCCAAGAUACAAGGUGCGGUCAUUGAAGGAGAAUGAUGAUUUAUUGACAAAAAUAGACGGUAGAGUUGCUCUUGUGUCUUGGUGCAGACCUAGAACCACCCAAGCCGAGACCAAAGACAUCUGCAAGAACAGCUCAAAGGCUAAUUGCUCAUGGUAUGGGAUUGAAGCAAUUUACAAACUUUGGGUCGGAUGAACUGAAGAAACAGGAGGAAGAGAGAAAGAACAGGAUUGCUGCUCGACAAGCCAUGCGUGAUGAGGCUUGGGGUUCAGAUUGAUAAGAGGAUGUCGAAUUGCUGGUCAUGUUCACCACACCUGCCAGAUUGUUGCAUGGGUGUUUUUGAUGCUUGUACUCAUUACCACGCUUGGUUUCAUGUUUGAUUGAUCAAGAUCUGAGAUCUGAUGCUAGCGAAGAGUGGGAUGAAGCCACGAACAUGUAACACAAUGGUGUAUUAGAUGGUGAUGGGGGUACGCCAGUCUCGAGUACUGGUGGACCGGGAUGGGAUUUUCCUGAAUUGAAAUGUAAACCACGGUAUUUCAAGCAAUAGGUUUGCUUCAUUGCUUGCCCUGGUAAAACUGACCCUUGGGCCCCUAGGAUUGAACUGUAUCAUGCCCUAGUAGACCUGAGUGCUGUUGGGUACACAUGUCAGUGAGCAAAGCAAAGACCCCAUUUUGUGGUCCCGUAAGUCAUGGCCACCGAUGUC
Messenger RNA from Panicum virgatum (switchgrass), 1610 nucleotides. RefSeq names its product R3H and coiled-coil domain-containing protein 1-like. The transcript has 6 exons. The record is from RefSeq and is a predicted model, not a curated record. Bases 77 to 1102 code for a protein of 341 amino acids. Gene Ontology annotation, molecular function: nucleic acid binding. NCBI's taxonomy places the organism in Eukaryota, Viridiplantae, Streptophyta, Magnoliopsida, Poales, Poaceae.